Messenger RNA from Lactuca sativa (garden lettuce), 4057 nucleotides. Its product is annotated as lysine-specific demethylase JMJ26. Gene Ontology annotation, molecular function: histone H3K9 demethylase activity; chromatin DNA binding; transcription coregulator activity. Lineage: Eukaryota; Viridiplantae; Streptophyta; Magnoliopsida; Asterales; Asteraceae. Gene Ontology annotation, cellular component: chromatin; histone deacetylase complex. The record is from RefSeq and is a predicted model, not a curated record. Gene Ontology annotation, biological process: regulation of transcription by RNA polymerase II.
CCGCGAAGUGGAGUUCAAACAGGCGGGAAUCCCUCUUUUGAAUACACAGCGAUCCCAGACUGUUUCAAAACCCUAAUUACACCCCUCUUCUCUCUCUUCUGGAUAAAAUCCAUUUUUUUUCGAUUCUCUGUUUAUUGAUGGCGACAACGAUGAAGAAGAACGGAAAUCUUAUUGAGGCUAACGACGAUGGUGAUGGAGGCGAAGAACAAAAUGGGGGUUCUGAUUCUGAAACAGAGGUGAAAGAGGGCUUUCAGAAGAAGAUAGGCAGGAAAAGAGGUCGGGAAGAGAACAGCGGGAACACCGGUACUGCUACUAAAUCUCAAGAAAAGAAGAUCAAACCAUUUGUUUGUCAGAAACAGCAGGCUGUUUCUAUAGAAGAAGAAAGGACAAUGACGACGAUUGUUGUCUUGUCAAGUGAUGAUGAUAACGAGUCAACAGAAGAAGCAGCAGAAGGUAUGGUUGAUGCUCAAACUGCUUUUGCUACUCCUGAUCGAGAGGGAAACGGUAUUAACGAAGUAGUAAACAACAAAGAGGACAAAAAUGAGGAACGGAAGCCCAUCAGAAGUACUAGGAAUGAUGGUAUUAAUUAUGCUGAGAUUUUCAAAUACGAUAAGGGAAGAAUCGGUACACCUUCCAGCUCAAGUAGGAAGGAUGGUUCAAAGCCAAAGUAUUAUGCCAAGAACUUUGUUUCUGAUGAAAAUGGAAAUCUAGUUAAAGUACCUUCAAACAUGUGCCAUCAGUGUCAAAGGAACGACAAGGGACAAGUUGUAAGGUGCCAGAGCUGCACUAUAAAACGUUACUGUGUGCCUUGCAUGAGAAGAUGGUAUCCUAACAUGACAGAUGAGAUGUUUGCUGAGCGUUGCCCUGUUUGCUUAGACAUUUGCAACUGUAAAUCUUGCUUGCGUGAUGUGCACCCUAGAGUCAAAGAGAAGAUUGAUUUUAAACCUAAUGAUGAUCAAAAAGCUCGAUAUUCUAUUUAUAUUCUGCAUGUGCUUUUUCCAUUCUUGAAGCGUCUCAACGAGGAGCAAACAAAGGAGAAAGCAAUAGAGUCUACAAUUCAAGGCUCUUCUUUAUCUAACAUACAGUUGAAGAGGGCAAAGUGCAGCUGGGAUGAGCGCAUGUAUUGCGACUGCUGUAAAACUUCAAUUUUUGAUUUGCAUAGAAGCUGUCCUUCUUGUCAUUAUGAUCUUUGCCUUCAAUGUUGCUUGGAAUUGCGAGAUGGCAACCUUCAAGGAAACAAGGAAGAAGUUAUCAUUGAAUAUGAAGAUCCAGGUCAUGAUUACUUACAUGGGGGGAAGCCCCUUCAAGCUAAGAAGGCUGCCGCAGCCCCCAAGGACAGAAGGAAGGGACAUAAUACUCCAAAGAAAAAGCAAAGUCAUGAAUGGAAGUCUCUGGAUGAUGGCAGAAUUCCUUGUCCUCCAAAAAGUAUGGGUGGUUGUGGUAGUGGGAUUUUAGAGUUGAUGUGCAUAAAGUCCCUUGACACUGUUUCAAAUUUGUUGGACAAAGCGCAAAAUCUCUUGAAGACGCACAAACUGAAGGAAGAUAUGAGGGAUAUGCCUGAGAAAUGGUGCACAUGUUCAGAUUUUUUGAGCAGAAAUGAUAGUGGUGAUAAGCAGUUACGUAAAGCUGCUUCACGUGAAAGUUCUAAUGACAAUUACUUGUAUUGUCAGCGUGCAAUAGACAUUAAAGCUGGAGAUUUGAAGCAUUUCCAGUGGCAUUGGUCAAAAGGGGAGCCAGUAAUAGUCAGCAAUGUUCUAGAAACUACACUUGGGUUGAGUUGGGAACCCAUGGUCAUGUGGCGUGCUUUUCGCCAGAUUACAAAUCUCAGUCAUGAUCGGCUCUUGGAUGUGUCCGCUCUUAAUUGUUUAGAUUGGUGUGAGGUUGAUAUAAAUCUUCGUAGCUUUUUUAAAUGGUAUACAAAAGGUCAAUAUGAUGAAGUCGGGUGGCCUAAGAUCCUAAAGUUGAAAGAUUGGCCCCCAUCAAGUUUAUUUGAUGAAAGGUUGCCACGUCAUGACGUUGAAUUCAUCACUUCUCUACCCUUUAAAGAAUAUACACAUCCUCGUGAUGGCUACCUUAAUCUUGCAGUGAAGUUGCCUGAAAAAUCUUGUAAGCCAGACAUGGGCCCUAAAACUUAUAUAGCUUAUGGUGUUCAUCAAGAAUUGGGACGUGGUGACUCAGUAACUAAACUUCAUUGCGACAUGUCUGAUGUGGUGAAUGUGUUGACUCAUUCUACAACUGUGACUCCCAAACCUAAAGAGCUUGAAAAGAUAAAUGAAUUGAAACAGCGUCACAAAGCUCAGGAUCAGAGGGAACUUGACAUUGAUAACACGAAAGAUGCUACUUCUGAGCAAGUUAUUUGCUUGAAGGAACAAGAAGUGGGACCUGGUGGUUGUGUGGAUGGAUCUGAUUCUGAUCUGGAAGAGGGAGGUGCUUUGUGGGAUGUGUUUAGGAGGGAAGAUACUCCUAAACUCCAGGAAUAUCUCAAAAAACACUUCAAAGAGUUUAGACAUGCCUUUUGUCUUCCACUGCAGCAGGUUAUCCACCCAAUUCAUGACCAAACAUUUUACUUAACCAUGGACCAUAAAAGGAAGCUCAAAGAAGAGUUUGGAAUUGAAGCAUGGAGUUUUGUCCAAAAGCUUGGGGAUGCUGUCUUUAUACCUGCUGGUUGCGUCCAUCAAGUUAGAAAUUUAAGGUCAUGUAUAAAAGUUGCAUUGGAAUUUGUUUCUCCUGAAAACGUUGGUGAAUGCAUCCGGUUAACUGAAGAUUUCCGCCUUCUCCCCCAAAAUCACAAGGCAAAAGAAGACAAAUUGGAGGUGAAGAAAAUGGCACUCUAUGCAGUGGAGGCAGCUGUGAAGGACUUGAAGUAUUUAGUUGCCGAGAACUCUCAACAUCUUGAAGACUCCCAUGAUUCUCCAAUCCCACAAUACAAUGAAUGUUCUCAGUUUAUUUCGAAUCUUGAUAAAAUUCCAAUCAUUGAAGAUCUCCAAAACUCGCAAAAUUCUAUAAACAAUGCUAGAGGCGAAAUGGAACUACAGCUAGAUUUUGAAAAUGUCCAAACCUUGCAAAAUACUGAAAAUGUUGCUGGAGGCAAAGUGAAACUACAAAGAGAUUCUGAAAAUAUCCAAACCUCGCAAAAUACUGAAAAUGUUUCUACAGGCGAAGUGGGAUUACAAAUAAAUUGUGAAAAUCUCCAAACCUCACCCAAUAUUGAAAACGAUGUUAGAGGCAAUGUGGGAAUACAGAUAGAUUCAGAAAAUGUUCAAACCUCGCAACAUACUGAAAACUCUACUAGACGCAAACUGGGAUUACAGAUGGAUCACGAGUCAACACCUUCCUGUUCAGAACAUGAAGUGGGUGAUGAAGAAAGUGGUGGAAACACAAAAAGAUCAAGGAAUAGUGAAGAGGGGGAUCAAUCUGUCCACUCCACCCCAGAAGUGCCAAAUAGUAGAGACACGUCUAAGAUAAAUGGAGAAGGUAAAGUAUCACAACCUUCUUCCAACCCUAAUGAAUUUGUUGCACAACUUCAAGCAAUGAGGGUUACUAGUAAAGAAGGGGACUAUUCUCUCCACUCCAACCCAGAAACGCCAAAUAGUGGUGGUUCAACGGCUCACCCUCCUACGAGUGGAGAUGCAUCUAAAAUUAAAGGAAAAGCUAAGGUUUCACAGUCUUCUUCGUCUCCUAAUGAAAUUGUUGCAGAACUUCGUGCCAUGAGGGUUACCAGAGACAAUGAAGUUGAACUCAUGAGAAAAAGACUCGAGUUGGAGCAAAAAAGGGAAGAAAGGAAGAAUAAGAAGAUGUAUCACAUGCAUCUCAAUGCAUUGUUGAUGAAAGACCACUUAUCGCCAGAAGAUGAAGACAUUAAACGCCGUCUCUUGGCGAUGUUGUGUGGAUAGUGAUUGCAGUGUAUAUUGAACUCAUCAUGCAUGAGCAUCUUUUGUACCUAUAAUGAUGCGAAUGUUUGUAACUUGGUUUAUUUCUUUUUAAUUCUACUUAUUUUACUGCAUGAUCAUGCUUAUUGAACUCAUCAUAAAUCCUACAGCACCAUUUUUGAACUUCA